Molecule: messenger RNA, 4771 nt
Organism: Sinocyclocheilus anshuiensis
Lineage: Eukaryota; Metazoa; Chordata; Actinopteri; Cypriniformes; Cyprinidae
Product: sphingosine kinase 2-like
Exons: 9
Coding region: 551-3133 (860 amino acids)
Biological process (GO): sphingosine biosynthetic process; positive regulation of apoptotic process; sphinganine-1-phosphate biosynthetic process
Cellular component (GO): intracellular membrane-bounded organelle; cytoplasm; membrane
Source: RefSeq, a predicted model, not a curated record
CUACCGCGUCGAUAGACUUCCUGAAAACGCUCGUGCCUCCCCUACAGCUCAGGAAAGCUGGAAAACUCGCUGUGUAGGGGGGCAAACAAACAAACAAACAAACAAACAGCAGGGCACCUUUAACGUCGGAUAAAGAGGUUUACCAUGCCUUGAGACCCUGUUCCAGCACUCAUACUCUCUGUAUUCUGUUUUAUUUAUUUCCCAUUUUGAGGACCAUCUUGCAAGGGUUGAAGAACAGAAUUCGGCAUUCAUGGAUAUCAAAUCCUGGAUUUUCUGGCAUUUUUUUAUUGGGUGAACUAUGUAACACAUGAUUUCUCUGCACUACUACAAUCUCUGACACUAUUUUGAACCAAAACCAGAAGUGACAUCCCUGUUCAUCUCUAUCACUUCCUAAACCUUGUUGUUUUUGGAGAGAACAACUAGUGCAUCCGUCCAGAAAGUCAUCUCUACAAAUCAGAGGAAAGAGCCCUACAUGAGGCAUUCAAGCUGUAUAGUCCAAACAUACUCUCCACAUCCCAGUAGCACUACCUUUUGAGCCCAGACGUUGAACAUGCGCUCCCCAGGCCCAGAGAUCCCAUCUAUGACUGAGGAGGCCCUGCUGCACGGACAGUUCGGCGGUUGGAGCAGCGGAGGAGGAAGUGGAAGUAACAGCAACAGCUGCCCCAACAGCCCUGGAGAUGUUUCUUUGCCUUUCAGCCCCGCCUCUACCAACUAUGCCCUGACCCUCACACCAACUCACAUCCAUGUCCAGCGGUUGUCUCCACGUGUGGGGAAGCAGUCCAGGCUGAUCCUGCCACUGGCGGAACUGACAGGAUGCAGCUGCCCGCGUUUGCCGGCCCCUUCUUUGCUGGUGCUUUACUGGUACCCUCCUGGUCGUCGCCGGAAAGGCGUCUCCAGACGCAGACAGGUGAGGGCAUACUUGGCAGAGAGCAGAGUUGAGGCGGAGAAAUGGAAUACUGCCAUACAGAGCCUUCUGAGGGGGAUGGAUGUCAGCUCCACUACAGAAUUUUGUAAAAGCAUGUUGCCCCGUCCCCGUCGACUGUUGCUGCUGGUCAAUCCAUUCAGUGGCCGGGGUCAGGCAAUGCAAUGGUGUCAAACGCACAUACUUCCAAUGAUAAGAGAAGCCAACAUCAGCUACAACCUCAUACAGACAGAGCGUCAGAAUCAUGCACGUGAGAUAAUCAGAGAGAUCUCGUUAACAGAAUGGGAUGGAAUCGUCAUUGUUUCUGGAGAUGGACUCUUGCACGAGGUGAUAAAUGGCCUCAUGGAAAGGCCAGACUGGGAACAAGCAAUAAAAACUCCUCUGGGAAUCCUUCCUUGUGGCUCUGGAAAUGCACUUGCUGGUUCCAUCAACCACUUUGCAGGAUAUGACAUGUGCCUUCGGGAGCCUCUCCUUCUCAACUGCUGUUUUCUGCUGUGCCGGGGUGGGGUUAAACCAAUGGACUUGGUGUCCGUUACAACCAGCCCAUGCACUUCAUCUACCACAUCCAAUCAGAAUGGGCACCCACCUGCUCCUAGGAGGCUUUUCUCUUUCCUUUCUGUGGCCUGGGGUUUUGUGUCUGAUGUGGACAUAGAGAGUGAGCGUUACAGAGGGCUGGGCUCAGCACGGUUUACACUGGGAACACUAGUGAGAUUGGCUUCUCUGCGCUCCUAUAAGGGCCGUCUUUCCUACCUUCCACCCGCUAUGGUCAACCCGUCCCCCGAUGCCACACCUCAGCAACCCCGAAGGCCACUUUCACGUAGCAUUACCGAAGGCUUGGAGGGUGUUUGUCGCACUCCCAUUCACCGCACCUGCUCAGACAUGGGCCUGAGUGAACAAAGAAGUCUCCGUAAGGGAGAUGGGGAGAGAGAGAGGGAAAGAGAGCGGGAGAAGCAGGAGAGAGAGCGGGAGAGGGAGAGGAGGAGAGAGAGGGCAAGAGGGGUUGGGGUAGUGAGAGCUAGCAGUCUCGCAGAAGACAGAGAGAGAGAGGUGGAAGCAGAAGAGAAGAUGGAGGAGACGUCAGGGACCAGCUCAGAAUCAAACGAAAGGGAAGAGUGUGACAACAUAGCCAGUAAUAAUGGGAACAGGGAAGAAGAGAAUAAACCGGGUGGGGAUGAGAUCGACGGAGAAGGAGUAACGAAAGCGAGAGAUGAGGUAAAUGAGUGCAAUGAGAGUUAUCAAACGACUCCACCUGAGAUGCAACACACACUACGUAAAAACUCGGCCCCUUCUAGCCAGAUAAUUAACACCUUCUUCAGCCAGCCAAUUGGGGCAGACACUGACACAGCCUAUGGCAAGGAGGAUGAAGACGUAAAUGGCACCUACUUUCGGAGAGAGGCGUUUUCAUUGGACAAGUCUCGUGAGCGAGCCCUCACCAUCUCAUCUUCUCCGUUCCGUCAGUCUCCUUUCAAAGCUUUUAAACCUAAAACUUUGGACCAGAACCAGAACUCCUCACGGCCACGGCCCCUCUCUCUUCUCCACCAAUCGCAUUCAAACUCUCUCCCUCCAAAAUGUCCAUCCCUUUCUUUGUCCCUUUCCCCAACCCCUCCUUCAUCUCCAUCUUGUGCCUCUCCCCACUCUUCUUAUCUUGUGCCACGUCCCAACACUCCCAGCUCGUCUUCCCCAUCACCUACUUUUCAUUCGCUGACCCCUUCCUUCAGCUUUGACCUUGCAGAGCCUGCAGGACCCCUGAAGAACCACCCUCACACGACAUCCUCCAUCAAGCUGCCAGAGGAUGAUCUGCUACCUCCUCUGGACCAACCUCUCCCUACACAUGACUGGGUCACUAUUGAGGGCGAUUUUGUCCUGGUGCUUGCCAUCUAUCAGACCCACCUGGGAGCAGAUCUUUUCGCUGCGCCUCAGGCUCGAUUUGAUGAUGGGUUGAUCCAUUUGACAUUUGUGCGGGCUGGUAUCUCACGGGCAACACUGCUUAGACUGUUCCUAGCAAUGGAGCGAGGAGCCCAUUUGUCCGUUAGCUCUCCCUACGUUAGUCAUAUUUCUGCUCGGGCGUUCCGCCUUCAGCCGCUUUCACCACGAGGAACCCUCACUGUAGAUGGAGAGCUAGUGCCCUAUGGGCCACUGCAGGCACAGGUUCAUCCCUCCAUGGCCCGUUUGAUUGUUGGGGACUCUGGAAUAAAGAUUACAAGAUUCUGACCUGUUUGGAUUUGAACAGGCAGGGAGAAACAGAAAGCCAGCAGUUGCAAUCACUGCUUUUAAUGGGAUUAACUAAGGGAUUGCUUAGUCAAGCUGCAUAUGCAAGAAGUAUUUUGGAAUUUAACGAAGGGAUGAAAACUUGCAGCCUUAUUGCACGACUGUAGGAUUACACUUGGAUUACCCACACUGUAGUUGGAGAGAGAACGCUAAAAUGUCUACACAAAAGUGGAAACGGCGAAACUGAAUGUGUCCAACUGGUGUAUACAUUUUAGUAUGCAUUUGAUUCACAACAGUGCUCCUGCCUUAUUUCAGAGUGGAAAAAAUGACAGUCAAACACUAACAACAAUAACUAGCUUUUAGGUUGUCACGCCCACAUCCAAAUAUGGCUCCACCCGUUUUGCAUAACAGGCUUAGUAAUUUACAUACUGGCUUAGUAUCACUUGCUCUGAAACCUAAUUUAGCAAAGAUUUAUCGGCAAUGAACUAGAUCUCCGUCCAGCUUUUGAAAACUUGUUUUAUGGGACUGAAAAGAAAUGCAAUCAGUUCCAUCUUUCGUCCAUUUUUUGCAGGUAUUUUUAGGACACAAUCAUUGUGUAGAUUGAGUUAAAUGAGGGAUGUUGUGUUGUAUAUUGCAUUGCUAGUUUGUGUAAGAAAUGCAUGCGGUGAUGAUGAUGAUGAUAUUCAGUAACUAGUUAUAUGCAUUGCAGUGAACAAAGAAAGAAUGCUAGGAAAACUUCCAGUUCAGCAUUUUUCUCUCCCCCCCAAUAAUUAUUGUAUCACUGUCUUCUAUGACAUAAUGCAAACUUGCAUAACGUUUGCUCAUUUUUAUUCCUAAUGAAUCAAGAAAGAACUGGAAGUUAUGGAUCAACUGGUAAUGUACCUUCAACUCCCUUUCCUGAAAGAUUAAUCUGUUAAAUAUUAGUCAAGGACUAUUUCAUAGUGAUCAGUAACUUGAUUACAUUUUAGUCUAUUUCUCUCACAAACCAUUUGUAAGACUGAUUCCCUAGAGUAAAAUGUAUUUGUCAGCUCUUUAAGAGAACAGGCCUUUGGAAAGUCCAGCUGUGAAGCUGAUUACGAUUGUAAUGGAGCCUUUCCAGUGCUUUUAAUUUUACCUAAAUAUUUAUUAGAAAAAUGCCGUAUUUACAUUUCUUCUGUCCUUUUCAUUUUCCAGAGGACCACAAUUUGACAAAUGCAGCUCUCUUAUGUGAAUUUACAAUGAUUAGCAAAUAAUAUUUAAUUCCAAUAACUCGACUGGUAUUUCCGAACAGCUGUUUAGUUCUGUCUAGUGCAAUCAUUUCAGCUUCUGUUGAUCACUGCGGUCCUCACAUCUUAAGUGUCGGCUGGUAUGUAAGUCUAGUUGUUUUAUUUGCAAGUCUGGGAACUCAAAAUUAUUUUCAGCUGCAAUCAGAUGGCCAGUUAUUUGGUUUUGUUUUUCAUUUCCUAUACUUCCUUCCUUCUUUUCUUGUACCAUGCUUUAGCGUGAUCUAAUAAAUUUGGUAUCAAGCUGCUGUCCACCUUGAAAAUGCCAGUUUAAGAUGUCUCUUCAUUCUACGAUGCUUGUAUUAAGAUUGUAAUUACUAUUAAAAGAAUAUUAUAUUAAAUGUAUAUACAUUAUUUACAGUUUCUAGUUCUGUGUGGU